ACUCAACGAAAUCAAAGCGAUGGCGUUGACCGCCUAUUCAACACCGCCUCCUCGUUUUGAAUAAAAAGCACAACCUGAUCCCUCUAAAGCCAAUUAACCAUCCUCGAGUCUGUUCUAUCUUGUUAAAUCCCGAACUUGCCGAAACUCACAUAUAUCCAAUCAAAAAUAAGACACCGUUUCAUCAAAAGCAAUCCCGAACUUCCGAAAACUCAUAAAUACCCAAAUCAAAUAAGACACCUUUUCCUUAAAACGCUGCACUAUUUCCCUCUUGAAAAACAAAUCUUUCGAUAAUUUCUAAGAUUUCACCUUCUUUUAAUUACAUAUAUAUACCCAGAACCUUAAUUUUGUUUCUAUCAUAAAAGCUUAAUCCCUCUUCAAUGGCUUCUUUUGAGAGAUACGGCUCUCAAUCCUACGCCCCCUCAGCUCCAACUCUCCCCGAAGAUCACAACUACACCUCUACUACUACUACUACUACGCCUCCUCCAAACAGCCAUGGCCAUGAUCACACCCAAUUUCACAGCCAUGGCUCUUCUCCUUCUUCUUAUGCAUAUGGGCAAUCAAGUUCUUCUUCACAUGGUUAUGGGCAAUCAAGUUCUUCUCCAUAUGGAUAUGGGCAAAUGGGUUCUACGUCUUCGUUUUCUUCUUCGUAUGGAUAUGGGUACGUGGGUUUUCCUGCUGGGACGAGUCCUGAUGUGAUAAGGAGUUUUGAGAUGGUCGACAGAGAUCGAAGUGGGUUUAUUGAUGAUAACGAGUUACAGCAAGCGCUUUCUUCUGGGUACCAGAAAUUUAGCCUUAGAACUAUUCGUUUGCUCAUCUCUCUCUUCAAGAAUCCCAAUGAUCCAGCUCCCAGAAUUGGGCCCAAAGAGUUUGCUGGAUUAUGGAAUUGCCUCGGUCAAUGGCGCGGCAUAUUUCAGAGAUAUGAUAAAGACAGGAGUGGACGAAUCGAUGUAAUGGAAUUCAGAGAUGCUCUUUACGGUUUAGGCUAUAUGGUUCCUGGCUCUGUUCUUCAACUUCUGAUUUCCAAGUAUGAUAAUGGAAGUGGUCGGAAAGUCGAGCUUGAUUUUGACAGUUUUGUCGAAUGUGGGAUGAUUGUCAAGGGUUUGACUGAAAAAUUUAAAGAGAAGGAUCCGCGUUAUUCCGGAUCAGCAACUUUCACAUAUGACGCAUUCAUGUCUAUGGUCAUCCCAUUUCUCGUGUCAUACUGAUUUCGUGUGAGAUCUUUUUUUUCCCUGUAUGGUAAGCAUUUAUUUUAGAACUCACAUGAAAAACUGUGAAUCAGUUAGAAACUUGUAUAUUUCACAAGGGGCUGAGAGAAUUUGCUUUUGGUACAUUUGUUGGGUUGCUUUGUUCUUCUUAUUCAUUAUUUGUUUGCUUGAAAUUUCUUUGUUCAUCAGAAUUUGAGAAUUUGCUUUUGUUUGCUUGGUGA
Messenger RNA from Morus notabilis, 1426 nucleotides. Its product is annotated as probable calcium-binding protein CML48. Gene Ontology annotation, molecular function: calcium ion binding. The coding region runs from base 378 to 1205 and encodes 275 amino acids. Lineage: Eukaryota; Viridiplantae; Streptophyta; Magnoliopsida; Rosales; Moraceae. The transcript has 5 exons. The record is from RefSeq and is a predicted model, not a curated record.